UCUGUUUAAUGUUUUUCGGGCUGAUUUGUUUCCUUAAUCUAUUCUGCGCGUUCGUGUCCAGGAAGUUUAUUGUCAAAUGGUGAAUAAAUGUCUGUAAAGCCAAUAAAAAUGCCGUCGGCGACGAAAGAUUCCACUAUACUGAAGAUCGCGGUGGAAAUGCUAAAUGCGCCUGAUAAGGUGCCACAGUUGAUAGAGUUUGACCAAAGUCAGCCUCUGUCGAGUAUCAUUCAACUGCUCUGUAAGGCGUGGGGCCUCCCAGACCCUUCCAAUUAUGCACUACAGUUCUCUGAAAGCAACAAUCAAAAUUACAUCACGGAAAAGAAUAGGAAUGAAAUUAAGAAUGGAUCAGUUUUACGUCUGGAGCAAUCUCCCGCAAAGACGGUUCAAGAUAUAUUGGCCAAAAUAAAUACAGGUACAGAACCCGAGCAAUGUACUGCUCUGAUGAAGUUAUCAACUGUCAGCAGCGAUUUAACCUUUGCACUGGAAUUUAUUAAUAAAAAAGGAUUGUCUCUCAUUAUAAGUAACAUUGAAACAGGAAAAUUUAAAGGUAGUGCAUUAAAAUACGCGUUAGUCACUUUUGUUGAAUUGAUGGAUCAUGGAAUUAUAUCAUGGGAUAUUUUAGAAAAUCAGUUUAUCAACAAAGUUGUCAGUUUUGUAAGCAAUCAAACUAACACACAGGAUCCUAAGAUCAUCCAGUCCUGUCUAUCUAUACUCGAAAAUAUUGUAUUAAAUAGCUCAGGAAAGAAUUCCCAUGUUGAAAAAGAAAUAACUAUUCCAAGUUUGAUUUCCCAUUUAGAGAACUCCGACAGAGUGAUCCAACAAAAUGCCAUAGCCCUUAUAAAUGCAAUCUUCUCCAAAGCAGAUUUGACUAAAAGAAAAACAAUUGCUGCAACCUUAUGCUCCAAACAAGUACGCAAUAAAAUAUAUGAAAAUCUUAUUACAAAGAAUGUAUCUAAGGAAGCAUUGGGUACAGAGUUGGCACAUCAGCUCUAUGUAUUGCAGACAUUAACUUUGGGUCUCUUAGAGCCAAGAAUGCGGCAAAGAGCUGAUGUCCAGGAGCAGGAAUCGCAAGAAAAAAUAAAAGAGCUUAGAAAAUAUGCAUUUGAAAGUGACAACAACACAAAUAUUGAAGUAACAACAAGACGGCAAGGUGGGAGCUUGACUAAAGACUUCAAGAAACUUGGCUUCAAAUGUGAAAUAGAUCCAAUAAAGGAUUUUAACGAAAUACCACCUGGAGUGUUGGCAUUGGACUGUAUGCUGUAUUUUGCAAGGAAUUACAGGGAAGAUUACACAAAGAUUGUGUUAAGGAAUAGUUGCAGAGCUGACGAACAAGAAUGUCCAUUUGGUAAAACAAGCGUUGAAUUAGUCAAGCUGUUAUGUGAGAUAUUGCACAUUGGUGAAUCUCCCAGUGAGCAAGGUCAAACUUAUCACCCAUUAUUUUUCACUCAUGACCAUCCCUUCGAAGAGCUAUUUUGUAUCUGCAUUGUAUUGUUGAAUAAGACUUGGAAGGAAAUGAGAGCGACCACUGAAGACUUUAUUAAAGUACUAAGCGUUGUGAGAGAACAAAUAACGAGAGCACUAGCAGCUUCACCAAAAGGAUUUGAUAAAUUUCGACAAAAGGUUAAAGAACUAACAUACAACGAAAUUACACACUUGUGGCAACAAGAACGAACAAACAGAGAAGUAUGGGAAUCCCAUGCAAGACCCAUUGUUGAAUUAAAAGAGAAGAUCACCCCUGAAAUAAUAGAUUUAAUUCAGCAGCAACGUCUGGGAGUGCUUGUUGGAGGAACAAGAUUUAAGAAGUACAUGAAAAUCAAUAGAAAAGAUAAAUUUUGGUUUGUUCGUCUGUCGCCGAACCAUAAAAUAUUGCAUUACGGCGAGUGUGAUGAAAAGAGUACACCGAGUUUGGAAGAACUUGGCUCUAAGUUAGCAGUGGCUGAUAUUAAAUGUGUUGUGGUGGGAAAAGAUUGUCCACACAUGAAAGACUUGAAGGGCAAAAUUAGUAGCCCUCAUUUGGCGUUCUCUUUAAUACUGAAAGCUGCCGAAGUUCCUUCGUUGGACUUUGUCGCUCCAGAUGAACAGAUCUUUGAUUACUGGACAGAUGGCAUUAAUGCUUUGCUAAAAGAAAAGAUGACGAGUAAAUCGUAUGAGAACGAUUUAGAGACGCUGCUAUCUAUGGAUAUCAAAGUUCGCUUGCUUGACGCCGAAGGUAUCGACAUUCCACAGGACCCACCUCAAAUUCCACCAGAACCGGAAGACUAUGACUUUUAUUAUGAGAACAAUUAAUUAUCAGUAUUAUUAAUUGUAAAUAAUAUUAACUAUAUUUAAUACGCACAAAUAUUAUGUAUGUGCUUUUGUAGGCAUAAUUUGGACCAGAUAUUUUAUUUAAUACAUUACAUAGGAUUACAUUUAAAAUGACAAAAUAAUUAUUAUUAUCAAUUAUUUUAUUGUUUAUUAGAUAUUUUUUUGUGUUUAAGUGAUGUUUUAAUUAUUUUAAAUGUAUAUUGAAUCAUUAUAUACUUUAAUUCAAGCUUAUAAUCUUUUGGAAGUAUAUUUGAAUAUACCAAAGACAAUUAUUACCAUAUCUAAAAAAUAAAUGUUUAAAAAUAUUA
Messenger RNA from Colias croceus (clouded yellow), 2612 nucleotides. It is a transcript of the gene Ced-12, whose product is annotated as engulfment and cell motility protein 1. The transcript has a single exon. Bases 88 to 2286 code for a protein of 732 amino acids. NCBI's taxonomy places the organism in Eukaryota, Metazoa, Arthropoda, Insecta, Lepidoptera, Pieridae. The record is from RefSeq and is a predicted model, not a curated record. Gene Ontology annotation, biological process: cell motility; actin filament organization. Gene Ontology annotation, cellular component: plasma membrane.